AAAAGGUAACACGACAGAACAGAAAAACACAAGUGAAAACAAUGAGCGAAAAGAGGCGAAUAAAUCUUGUUGCAGGUUCAUACGAAAGAUUCAUAUGGGGUUUCAAUCUCAAUCCCAAUAAACAAACCCUAACCCCUUUUUUCUCUUACCCUUCUCAUCUCUCUCUAAUCAAAUCCGUCGCCGUUUCCGGCUCCGUCGUUGCUUCCGGCGGCUCCGACGACACAAUCCAUCUCUACAACCUCUCUGCCGCUUCUUCCCUUGGUUCCCUCAACCACCACUCCUCAACCGUCACCUCUCUCUCUUUCUACUCACCACCUCACCUCUCUUUCCCUCGUAAUCUCGUCUCCGCUGACUCCGAUGGCUCCGUCGCCAUUUUCGAUGCUGACGGAUUUGUUCAUCUCCAGACACUUUCUGUUCACCGGAAAGCUAUUAAUGACCUUGCUCUUCAUCCUUCUGGUAAACUUGCGCUUACUGUUUCGCGUGAUAAUUGCUUUGCUAUGAUUAAUCUUGUUCGUGGCCGCCGAAGCUUCUGUUGUAGACUCGAUAAGGAAGCUUCCUUAGUUCGAUUUGAUGCUUCCGGUGACUCGUUCUUUAUGGCUGUUGAUGAGACUGUUUGCGUUCAUCAGGCUGAGGAUGCUCGUUUGUUGUUUGAAUUACAAUGCCCCAAACGUGUUCUUUGCGCCGCACCUGCUAGGAAUGGACUUCUCUAUACAGGCGGUGAGGACCGAAAUAUCACAGCAUGGGACAUAAAGAGUGGAAAAGCUGCAUAUUGUAUAGAAGAGGCCCAUGCUGCCCGUGUAAAAGGUAUUGUUGUGCUCAGUGAUGAGGCUACAGGGGAUGAUGAACCAUACCUGGUGGCAUCUGCAUCAUCUGAUGGGACAAUACGUGCAUGGGAUGUUCGAAUGGCUGCCACAGAGAAGCCAAAUCCACUAGCUGAGUGUAAGACACAGUCAAGGCUGACAUGCCUUGCUGGAUCAUGUCUGAAAUAUUCAGCCAAACAACCCCAAGGUGGAAAGAAUAAUGCAAAAGUUGAAGAUGAAAAUCAAAUGGUGACUGAUCAAUAGGUUUUCUUGCUGGCAUGCUUGAGAAAAUUGUUUUGCUGUUCGACUAACGCGGCUUUGACCUUCGAAGGGUUCAAUUAGCAUCAUGUUGAUUAUAUUUAUCAGUUGCGGCGCGUGCAUACACAAAAGCACACAGCUGCUAUAUGUUGGCUUGUGUUAUGUUUAAUAUCUAAUUCUGUAUAACUCUCCUAGAAAGUUGAAACAGAUGAAGGUUCACAUACUAUUAUUUUUCAUCUUAGAAUAUUUUAGUUUUCAUUUAAUAUAUAUUAUUAUAUA
Trifolium pratense (red clover) is the source of this 1337-nucleotide messenger RNA. RefSeq names its product p21-activated protein kinase-interacting protein 1-like. The record is from RefSeq and is a predicted model, not a curated record. The coding region runs from base 42 to 1064 and encodes 340 amino acids. Gene Ontology annotation, molecular function: protein binding. Lineage: Eukaryota; Viridiplantae; Streptophyta; Magnoliopsida; Fabales; Fabaceae. The transcript has 3 exons.